Messenger RNA from Myxozyma melibiosi, 3067 nucleotides. RefSeq lists its product as uncharacterized. Gene Ontology annotation, biological process: ubiquitin-dependent protein catabolic process; protein ubiquitination. The record is from RefSeq and is a predicted model, not a curated record. The transcript has 3 exons. Gene Ontology annotation, molecular function: ubiquitin protein ligase activity. Lineage: Eukaryota; Fungi; Ascomycota; Lipomycetes; Lipomycetales; Lipomycetaceae. Bases 128 to 2896 code for a protein of 922 amino acids.
GAAUGAUGCCCGGGCAGCAGAGAGUGCCAGCAUUGAAACAAAAGAGUAGACACGUUCUACUCGUCAGAUUUUGGCCGAGUAGCUGUUUAUUGUAAAAAGUGGAGGUGAAAGAUAACCGUAUACUUGUAUGGUCGUGCAUCGGAGGAAAAGUGCGGAGGAGAGUAGUUCCAUUUCUUUAUCUAUUUUGUAUGUCAAAAUGUCUGCAUCGUCUUGUUUCAUUUCUGCCAUUUUUGAUUGUUUUUUGGUUUCCAAGAAAAGCUAUUUUGCAUCAUUGAUGUAUCGUUGGAUAUUGUUUGAUACCCCAAUCUUGGUAAUUAGUCAAUUCAAGCGCAUUUUAAUACCUAUUACGCAUUGUUUCCCUACGACAAUCAGUAGAAAACUGUCCGAUAGAGCGCGGCCGAACCUCAAGAGCGAGAGAGAUAUGGACGCAGUGGCUGCGAUUCAGGAUCGCCUCAAUUUUAUGAUGUCUCUCGAAAACACCUCGUCGCUGGCCGAAUCAGCGGCAUCCGUCCUGACGAGCGCUCCGACUGCUGCCGCGGUGGCAUCCUCCACCCCAUCAGUAUCCUCGCACGCGGUGGCCACUGCCGCAGCCGUUGCGGGGGAGAGCGUGAGCUCGUCGCCGGUAAUGACGCAGCUUGCGCGGAUUUUCAAGAGCCUUGCGGCGGUGAUUGUCAAGCAGACGACGGAGGUCGAUAUCCCAGACCGCAGACUCGGCAGCUUUGUGACGUACCUGACCUCUCCGUUCGCGUUGCUAUGUAUGCUAAUGGCUGUCAUUCUCAACCGGACGGUUGUUUUUGCCUCUGUCAGACGGCCGCGGACAAUGCCGUUCUUUCUCAGACUGCUCGUUCGGUUGGUCGCCAUCGUGCAGCUCACGCGCGCAAUUGGUCCGCUGAUAGUCGCUCUCAAGUGCUAUUCCACCGGCUUAGCUCCCUAUAUCCCGGAGUACUUUGCUGUAGCCACACCCGAGGAGUGUCCAAAGCCGGAUAUUCUCUGGUCGCUGUAUAAAGCGUUUUGCACUGGACACUUUGUGGAGACGUUUUCAAGUGCCUUGCAGGGCAGGCUGCCGUCGCGCGACACCGGCAUGACGUUGUUCGAGUACUCGCUGGCGUUCCAGGAAGCACAGUCUGCGCAGCGCCCUUCGGUCGAGGUUCUUGUCGUGUCGUUGCUUUGGGCGUUCAAUUAUCUUAUAUUUUUGAUUAUUUCGGUGUUUGAUUUGCAGCAUUACAGGCUCAUCCCUUCCACCGUUUUCGGCAUGAUCUCGCUCUCAUACUUUGGUGUAUCUGCUGUUCUCAACGAUCGUGCUCAAUACUUUCCCACAGUAUGGAUCAUCGGCUUUGCUCCACACCUCGCCGUCUUGUGCGUUAUCAUUCUCUGCGGCACAAUAUACACUCUCGCCGCGCUAUGCAGCGGCGGCACGGCAAAUCUUCAUGCCACCGUUCAGACCGUCAACAUCUCACUCGCCGAGGAUUUCUACUCUUGUCUUUUGAAGCUCGGGAUUUUGGUCCUCACUUCGGCUGCCGAUGUGACCUAUAUGGCUGAAGGACCCGCCCUUGCUGUCCCUGCGCGGACAUGGAUCGAAGCUCUCGAGUUCCAGAAACGUCCAGGAUUUGAAUCCAUUGAUGAACCACCUGAGACCGCAGAGUCAGCUGCCGCGUCGUCGGCCGCAGGCUCGAGUUUAAGACGUCGGAUCAAAUUUUCUGCGUCAAAUUUAGUCUCUGAAAAUUCAAGCAGCACCAUCGACAGCUCGGCUUUCGGCGCCCAGUUGAUCAGGAGACGCAGACACAGCCGCAGUGGACGACGGCGGAGCUCUGCUGGUUUUGCUGGAGGCUUUCUUUCAUCCCCGCUGUCGUCGUCGACUAGGGCUUCGACCUCUUCUUCGUCUGCAGUUGGCCCGUCUUCGGGUUAUGCGAGUGAAAACACGCGCGUGGGUAACGGACUGUCGGGACUUGACUCCGCAGGUGGACAGCGGAGGAAAGGUGCUGAUCGGUUCCGUUGGUUUGUGAUUGCUUAUCGCAUCAGGAUGGCGUAUAUUCUUGUGGUGUGGACGUUCCGGAUGUGUAGGGAUAUAGUACGCCGGGGAGUGCUGAAUAUCCGUCGAAAGCUCUUUGGUUAUGAAAUCCCGGAGACGGAGGAGAACACGAAUGUCAAUGCAGAUAGGGGGUUUGUGAACGCUUUAAUAUUUGGGUCGUUUACGGAAGAUGAAUGGUACUCGGCGCUGGUGAAUGGUGCCGAAUUUCCCGAAGACGACGAAUCUGGAGAGUUCAGUCCUGAGAGUAACAACGACGUUGAGGAGGAGGAUGACGAUUACGAGGAUGAUGAUGGAGACGCUGAAGAGGAUAAUGAAGGAAAAGUGGUUGUCGCUUCCUACGCUUCACGGUCGGCGGAUCUCGAGCUCUUUCCCGAACUGGAGGGCUCCGAUAUGUCGCUUGCGACUCUACUCAAUCCUCGGGACGACGAUGAGAGACAUUUAGCGGAUAUCAUGCGGGCACAUUUAUCAGCAAAUCAAAUUAUGACCCGGAAUCAGAUGUUGAACUAUCAGCAGUACCAGCAGCAGCAGCAGCAGCAGAUCGACGACGAAGGAUGGUACUCCGAUGACUCUGACUCUGACAUUUUCGAGGCCGAGAACCUCGCCGCUCUAAUUAACGAGAUCCGAAGCAGCAAGAAGCAAACCUCUCGCGCUCACAGCGGCUUUGAUGACGACGAUGCUGAUGAUAUAAGGUAUCAGCCGUCGCUGUGUGUGGUCUGUCAAGCCAGCCAGCGCUCGAUCGUUCUCUGGCCUUGCAAAUGCGUUGCCAUCUGUGAGGACUGCCGAGCUAGUCUUGCCGUACGAAAUUUCAAGGGUUGCGUGUGCUGCAGACGGGACGUGGUUUCUUAUUCAAAGCUGUAUGUCCCAUAGGCGGCAGCUACUCAUUUUACUACCUCCAAGUAAUCAUAUCAAGAAUGAUUAGGAUUCAUUCUGUAUUUCUGUUUUUUAAGCUGCUGGGUCAUCAAAUAUCGCAUAGGGUUGUGUGCUCAGGUUUUUGUUAUCUCUUUAGUUGUUUUUAUAUAUUGUUUGUCGCUGGUGCGC